Molecule: messenger RNA, 1211 nt
Organism: Solanum verrucosum
Lineage: Eukaryota; Viridiplantae; Streptophyta; Magnoliopsida; Solanales; Solanaceae
Product: 24-methylenesterol C-methyltransferase 2-like
Exons: 1
Coding region: 18-1211 (397 amino acids)
Biological process (GO): steroid biosynthetic process
Molecular function (GO): S-adenosylmethionine-dependent methyltransferase activity
Source: RefSeq, a predicted model, not a curated record
CUCCAUCUUUUUUCUCUAUGGAUUCUCUAGCUCUCUUCGCCACGGCUUCUCUUAUCGCCGUUAGCCUCUACUGGUUCGUAUGCAUUCUUGGCUCCGCCGAGCAAAAGGGCAAACGCGCUGUCGAACUCUCCGGUGGUUCUAUCGCCAAAGAGAACGUUCAAGACAAAUACAAACAAUACUGGUCUUUCUUCCGUCGUCCUAAAGAAAUCGAAACUACCGAAAAUGUCCCUGAUUUUGUAGACACUUUCUACAAUCUCGUUACUGAUAUUUACGAAUGGGGAUGGGGUCAAUCUUUUCAUUUUUCCCCUUCUAUCCCUGGAAAAUCUGAUCGUGAAUGCACGCGCAUUCACGAAGAGAGGGCUGUGGAUCUGUUAGGUGUAAAGCCUGGAGCCCGAAUUCUAGAUGCGGGCUGCGGGGUUGGCGGACCUAUGCGGGCCAUCGCAGCUCAUUCAGGUGCUAAUAUUGUUGGUAUCACCAUUAACGAGUAUCAAGUAAAUAGGGCUCGACUCCACAAUAAGAAAGCGGGACUUGACUCAUUAUGUGAAGUUGUGUGUGGGAAUUUUCUAGAAAUGCCUUUUGAUGACGACAGUUUUGAUGGAGUUUAUUCAAUUGAAGCAACAUGUCAUGCACCAAAACUCGAAGAAGUGUACAGAGAGAUAUACAGGGUAUUAAAACCCGGAUCUCUGUACGUUUCGUAUGAAUGGGUUACAACUGAAUUGUUCAAUUCGGAUGAUCCCGAACAUGUGGAGAUUAUUCAUGGUAUUGAAAGGGGCGAUGCCUUGCCUGGAUUGAGAAAAUAUAGUGAUAUAUUUCAGGUUGCUAAGAAAGUGGGAUUUGAAGUUGUUGAUGAGAAAGAUUUAGCUAAGCCACCAUCGAACCCAUGGUGGACGAGGCUGCAGAUGGGGAAAAUUGCGUAUUGGAGAAAUCAUAUUGUGGUUACAGUGCUUUCUUGGCUUGGAAUUGCACCUAAGGGUACAGUAGAUGUGCACAAGAUGUUGGUUGAGACAGCUGAUUAUUUGGCUAGAGGUGGCGAUAAAGGGAUUUUUAGUCCUAUGCAUAUGAUUCUCUGCAGAAAGCCUGAAGAAAAACUAGCCAGACAUCUUCAGAUUAGUAAUUCCAAUCGAGUACGUCGAAAUUAUUGGAUUGGUUUACCUAUUAAUGGCAUUUUUGUUUUCUCUUGUACCAUUUUCGAUCCUUUGUAUAAUUUCUAG